UACUCUAAGCGUCUCUAUUGAAUUCCUCCUGUUUCCGUAGAUAAGUCCGUAAAAACAGAACUACAUCCAUCUCUGCUUAUCUUCACCUCGAAUCCAAAUCUUACCCCUUAACAACUAUCACAUUAUCUAACACACAAUUUCCCAAAUUCAAUAAAACCAAAAUGAGGCUUAUCAUCCGCGACAACUCCGAUACAGCCAGCGCCUAUGUAGCUAACUAUAUCAUCGAGAGAAUCCGACACUUCAAUCCUACCCCGGCACAUCCCUUUGUCCUUGGCCUACCUACCGGUUCAAGUCCGCUUGGUGUAUACAAGAUCUUAGUUGAGCAGUACAAGGCUGGAAAUAUCUCCUUCGAAAAUGUCGUCACCUUCAACAUGGACGAGUAUGUCGGUAUCCCUCGAGACCAUCCCGAGAGUUACCACUCUUUCAUGUGGAAGCACUUCUUCUCCCACGUCAACGUGAACCCAAACAACGUGCACAUUCUAAACGGCAACAACCCAAACCUUGAAGCAGAAUGUGUGGAGUACGAGGCUAAGAUCAAGCGUGCCGGCGGCAUCGACUUGUUCUUAGGUGGAAUUGGAGAAGACGGCCACAUCGCCUUCAAUGAACCCGGCUCUAGUCUGGCCUCAAGGACCCGUGUCAAGACACUAGCCUACGACACUAUUCUCGCCAACUCUCGCUUCUUUGGAAACAACAUUGACAAGGUCCCUAAGAUGGCCUUGACAGUUGGCGUCCAGACCGUGCUUGAAGCGAGAGAGGUGGUUGUCAUUAUCCUCGGUGCUCGCAAGGCUCUCGCUUUACAGAGGUGCAUUGAGCAGGGCGUUAACCACAUGUGGACAUUAUCAAGCCUUCAGUUACAUCCUCACCCCAUGAUAGUGUGUGACGAGGAUGCAACGUUGGAACUGCAAGUGAAGACCGUUAAGUACUUCAAGAGCAUCGAGAAAGUUGCGAGGGAGCAGGGAUUCGAGCAGAUUUUGCCAUCAACCAUCAGAACCGGAGCGGGACCGAUUCCUAAGACUGUGAUCGACGAGGUUCAAUCUCCUACGAUUCUUGCACCGCAACCUAUGACAUCCCGUCUGUUGCGUGCUACUCCAGCAACUGAGUAUCCGGUCCGGUCAGUGUCUCCGGAUUUAAUUCCGGACCGAAUGGCGGACCGUGUCGGAAUUCCUGACAUCUCCAGGAGACUGACCCCGCAGCCCGAGGCACAACGAGUAGCUAGCGUCGGGGCGUAACGUGGUAUUUUUCAACAUAAGGGUAAAUGUGUAGGAUUAUCGCAUCACGGAUGCCAUGGUAUGGUUUGGGUGAAUUGGGCUUUUACAAGAGUUGAAUUAACAGGUUAGGACAAAAAAAUUGAAAGGUGAUAUUAGAGAUUUGAUAUCAGUUACGGACUAACCAGGAGGUAGACUAUCUACUUGCCAGAGUCGAUUUCGUAGAUAAGACGUACGUAUGCAGCAGAUUCUGUUAGUUGAGUCGGCGGUUCUAUACCCAUCUUCACGUGUUAAAGAACGCGUGAGGCAUAUAACAUGUACACUCAAGAUAUGUACAUAUGAUAGAUUUAAGAUACCCAAGAUACCCAAUAUAGAUA
Messenger RNA from Annulohypoxylon maeteangense, 1582 nucleotides. RefSeq names its product glucosamine-6-phosphate isomerase. Bases 162 to 1229 code for a protein of 355 amino acids. Gene Ontology annotation, cellular component: cytoplasm. NCBI's taxonomy places the organism in Eukaryota, Fungi, Ascomycota, Sordariomycetes, Xylariales, Hypoxylaceae. Gene Ontology annotation, molecular function: glucosamine-6-phosphate deaminase activity; identical protein binding. Gene Ontology annotation, biological process: N-acetylneuraminate catabolic process; D-glucosamine catabolic process; N-acetylglucosamine catabolic process. The transcript is spliced from 4 exons. The record is from RefSeq and is a predicted model, not a curated record.